This is a messenger RNA of Necator americanus (New World hookworm), 606 nucleotides long. RefSeq lists its product as uncharacterized. Lineage: Eukaryota; Metazoa; Nematoda; Chromadorea; Rhabditida; Ancylostomatidae. The transcript is spliced from 6 exons. The coding region runs from base 1 to 606 and encodes 201 amino acids. Gene Ontology annotation, cellular component: sensory dendrite. The record is from RefSeq and is a predicted model, not a curated record. Gene Ontology annotation, biological process: sensory perception of mechanical stimulus; proprioception; taxis.
AUGGUUGUAGAGUUGCCUCCGGAGAUGGAACCGCUCCUGAGGACAGUGGAAAUUGACACCGAGUCAACACUCACAGAUAUCAAUCCGGCUCGACCACGCCCACGAAUAAACACCUCACGAACACUCGCGUUUUACUCAUGCUUCAUUCGUCUGAAGUAUUCCCCAAGAACUACUGAAACUCUUCUAGAUAUGGAUUUUGAAGAGGAACCGCAAGCAAAGACUGAUACGGAGCGGAUAUCUAUUUCAGUUGUACAGCAACAAGGUCGUUUUCGCAGAGCUAUUCCUUGUAUGCCACUAGCUCUAGCCGGAAUAUGCUGCUUUUUCAACGUUUUCGUUCCUGGUCUAGGAACCUCGAUCUCCGCCUUCUCCGUGUGGUGUUGCUCCGAUCCUCGAUGUGAAACAAAAUUGAACUCAUUUUGCACAAAUCUUCUCGCUGCAUUCUUACAGCUUAUCACAUGCCCAAUCAUUGUUGGAUUCAUAUGGUCAAUAAUAUGGGGAGUGCUUUUCAUUCAAAUCGCUCAAGAGCAAGAGACAGAGCGACGGAUUGAAGAACGCCGGGCACGGCAGAAGGCGAGGGAGCUUCUAGAUAAAAGAACUACUGGCUGA